This is a messenger RNA of Anisakis simplex (herring worm), 324 nucleotides long. The record is from the annotation of a GenBank genome assembly. Lineage: Eukaryota; Metazoa; Nematoda; Chromadorea; Rhabditida; Anisakidae.
CCAGUUCGUCUGAUCCCAACCAUUAGCUGUAAUUUCCAGGAUUCUGGCAACCUGAAGCCUCCAAAGGCUCCCGAUCGUCCCCUUGUGCCGUACAUGCGCUUCAGUCGUAAAAUGUGGGCGAAGGUUCGAUCCGAGCAUCCAGAUAGUCAGUUAUGGGAUAUCGGUAAAGUGAUCGGACAAAUGUGGAGAGAUGCACCUGAAUCCGAAAAAUCUGUUUAUCAACAGGUAUUUCAUUUGUUCAUAACUCUUCCGAAAUCUUUCCAUAACACUGCCUAUAAAUAUUGUGGCUAUAAAAAUCAACUAAAUUUAAUAACUCACUGUUAG